Molecule: messenger RNA, 672 nt
Organism: Penaeus indicus
Lineage: Eukaryota; Metazoa; Arthropoda; Malacostraca; Decapoda; Penaeidae
Exons: 3
Coding region: 1-672 (223 amino acids)
Source: RefSeq, a predicted model, not a curated record
AUGACUGAUGAGGCCGAUCCGGGCAAGGAAACCCCUUCCACAGAUAGGGCAGAAGUGGGUAUGGGCUUUGCAUUUGUUGCUGAUGGCUCUGGCCUUGCGUGCCUCUCGUUUUGUCUCUGCUUGGAGACACCUUCGCUCCUCUGCCGUGGUUGCCCCUUUGGCGAUGAGACACCGCCAGAAAUUAGUGCCAGAAUUGCCAAAGCAAGCAGUACCUUCGGAAGACUGAGGAAUAAUGUAUGGGAGAGACGAGGGAUUAGCCUCCAGACGAAACUGAAAGUGUACAGGACAAUAAUCCUCACCACCCUCCUCUACGGUUGUGAAGCCUGGACAAUGUACAGAAGGCAUGAAAGACAAGUGAAUCACUUUCACCUAAGUUGCCUUAGAAACCUCCUUCACAUCCGCUGGCAGGACAAAGUACCUGAUACAGAGGUCCUGAAACAGGCAAAUCUCCCCAGCAUCACCACCGUUAUUCGCAAGUCUCAGCUGAGAUGGGCAGGCCACGUCUCCCGCAUGUCGGACCACCGCAUCCCAAAACAGCUCUUUUACGGUGAACUAUGCCAGGGCAAGCGCAGAGUCGGAGGGCAGAGAAAGCGCUACAAAGACAGUUUAAAGGUCUCCUUCAAGGACUUCAACUUCAAUAGGCUGACCCCAAGCGGAGGAAGCUAUCUCUAA